Molecule: messenger RNA, 1023 nt
Organism: Vespa mandarinia (Asian giant hornet)
Lineage: Eukaryota; Metazoa; Arthropoda; Insecta; Hymenoptera; Vespidae
Product: dynein regulatory complex subunit 2-like
Source: RefSeq, a predicted model, not a curated record
AUGGGCAUAUUGAAUACUAAAAAAUAUCGUCAAUCAUGGCGAGAAUUAAUGAUGCGUGCAAGAAUGCCUAUUAUCAAAGAAGAUAUUGAGACUGCCUGGCAUACAUUCGAUCGAGUCAUUGAUAGUAAAGAUCAUAGUAUUCAAAUUUUAAUCAAUUCUUUUGACGAAGCUAAAGAACAAUAUGAAAGAUCUAAAAAUGGUCACAGUGAAAUGAUUGAUCGUUUAUUUAACAUAUAUGAAAUGAAAACUAGAGCUAUUUCAAUGACUUACCAAUCGAAAAUUAAUGAAAUUCUAAACGAUGUUAAUAUCGAUAUUAUUGGAUUCCAACAAAAAGGAAAUGAAGAUUUAUCUCAAUUGCAAUUUAUUAUUUCUAUUAUGCAAGAACAAUUGGAUAAUUCCCUUAAUAACACAAAGAGCAAAACAAUGAGCAAGAUCGAUUCUUUCGUUGAGGACAAAACUAAUAUGCGAAGAUUGGCAUUAGUUACGGAAGAGAAUAAAAUGAAUGAUCUUUCAGCGGAUUUACGAAAAACCAUUGCUACGUAUUACAAAAAUACAAAAAAUAGGCAAAAGUUAUAUGAUGUUGUAAAAGAGAAGGAUGAAAAAAAUCAACAAAUUAUAACUAAACAAUAUGUACGUAUUGCUGUUCUAUCUGAAACAAUAUCAAAAUUUCGCGAAAAAAUGGCAGCUCAUAAGACUAACGUUAACAAGUACUUUAAAGAUAUUAUAGACGAACAAAAUUUCUUUCAUACUUCAUAUUGGAUUAUGAAAAAUCGCUUCAUUUCUGAACAAAAGCAAGAUAGAAUUCAAUUAACAAUAACGGCUAUUGAAUAUAAAUUGACCAAAAAUUAUUUAGAACAACUCGUUAAGAAAAUAGAAAAUUUAUUGAGACUUCUUUUAAUUUGUAACAAGUAUGAAACUCUAAAUGAAAAUAUAUAUUCUUACACUAAUUAUAAAGAAUCAAGUUCUAGACAAAUUUUUACUACGUUCGAGUUGAAAGAAAGUGCGGAGUACAAGUGGCGAUAG